AUGGGUUCGAAGAGACCGAGCUCCGGACCAGGUGUCUGUCCACCACAGCAGAAUGCCAAGCGCAGGCGCAUGGCUUCACCAACACCAGGCCCAUGUGCAAUCAAUACCAGCAAAGUGGAGAUGGUAAUCAGAGGAAAACUGAAGGAUGACUCUGUUGACACUGCGGAUUUAACUUCUCAAAUGAUGUGCUUUCUCUUUGACAAGGCAUUGAAGGAUCAGACUAAGGCUGGGAUGGAUGCCUAUGACAAAAUUUUGACCUGUCCGAUCCAUGUCACUGAUGAUGAGUUGAAGUUGGUGUUUUCCUUGUUGGAAUCCAACCAGACUUCUCUUACACCUCAUGAAAACUGCCAGAUCUUCUACCUCCGGUCUUUCAAUGUGGAGGUAAAGGGUUUGAAGAAGGUCAUGGAGGAUUGGUGUGCAAAAGGCCUUCAUGUUGCAGAAAUAAAGCUUUGGUCUGAGUAUAUUCAGGACCAUAAGAUGAUGGAUGAGGAGAGGAUGUAUAUUCGGUGUAUUGAAACUUGCGGAGAAGGGAAGAGGGCUUGGGACCACCAUAUGGAGGAUGUGAAGAGGCGGAGGACUGGUAAUUUUGCUGCAUUCUUGAAUUGUGUGGAGUUGAAGUAUGGUUCUGAGGCUGAGAGUAAUGUGGGCGCACCUAACACCUUGCUUGAAGGUUCUUCUGGUGCAAUUGCGGAACUCUUUCAACAGCUUGACCUGGAGGAUGAUAUGGAAGAGGCAAGUGUGAGGAUUUGGGUUCAGACAACAAUUUAUGAGUUUUCUUCAGUCCGGUCACGCUUCAACAAAAACCAGCACCACCAGGUCCAUGUCUAUCACAGAGAGCAAGUCUUGAUUGCCCUGUUCAAUAAAUCUCUGCUGCUCAAUUGCCAAGCUGGUGGCGCCUAUGCCAGUCAUCUCUCGCAUGAUGAGGAUCAAAAUCAGUUUCUUCAACUUAAGACUACCUUCUUUGCUCAACUUUCUCAACUGGAGCACAAGACAGAAGUACCUGGUGAGAUUUGGAAGCUUUUUGAGGAGAUGUCUGAGUUUGCGGAAAGGAAUGGUCAUCCUGCGGGCUGGUCUUCAGAGUUGCUAGAGGUCUUGGUUGAUGAAAGUACUCCCGUUUCGACACACACCAAACAUCUUAUCCUUCAUUGGUAA
Molecule: messenger RNA, 1152 nt
Organism: Saitoella complicata NRRL Y-17804
Lineage: Eukaryota; Fungi; Ascomycota; Saitoellomycetes; Saitoellales; Saitoellaceae
Exons: 1
Coding region: 1-1152 (383 amino acids)
Source: RefSeq, a predicted model, not a curated record